AUGGGCGACGAAGCGAGCCACGAUAACCACCUGGCACCCACCGCGGACCAUGAUGUGCCCACUAUUGUCCCGGCAAAUGAACCCAAGGAGCCACGAGGACGCUUGACACCUCGUCCUUCUUUUCUGGAGAACCUCGCCAGUUCCACAGACAGACAGUUCAUGCUAGGAAGACGCAACUCUAGUGAAAUCGAUCGAUAUUUCCACGGACCGCGAGAUCUCGAUCGACACUCCAAAUGGCCCAUCUUCCUACGAAUGCAUGGCAGUAUCAUGCCGAAAAUGAUUUUACCUCUUGCCUUUGUCGCAGCUUGGGCCACCGUCAUUACCCUCAUUUCCAGAUUUGUCCACAACAUCGGCAUCAACGAUAUUCUUUUGACAGUUACCGGUUUCGUGGUCAGUUUGGCGCUGUCGUUCCGCAGUUCGACGGCAUAUGAAAGAUGGGCGGAUGGAAGAAAGUACUGGGCGCUCCUCAAUCAGACGGCUCGCAACCUUGCACGUACUAUUUGGGUCAACACGGCAGAACGUGCAGGAGAGGAGGGCAAGGAAGACUUGCUAGCAAAACUGACGGCCAUGAACCUCAUUCUGGCUUUCGCCGUUUCCCUCAAACAUAAACUGCGAUUCGAACCCGAUGUGGGAUACGAGGAUCUAGCAGGCCUGGUUGCACACCUCGACACAUUUGCCAAAGAGGCCCACGACCGCCAAGUCGUUCAACCCCCGAAAAAGACGCCCUGGAAAUCAGUCGGUGAAUACCUGGGCGUUUCUUUUGCCGAAUCCAACCCGAGAAAGCUUAUCAAGCGGUCCAAGAAACCCUUGGGCCAUCUUCCUCUGGAGAUCUUGAACCAUCUCUCCGCAUAUGUCGACCGGUGCAUCGCCAACAAUACUCUCAACAUCAGUCUUCACCAAGGACAAGCCAUCACCGCUCUAUCUACCCUUAACGAGGUCCUCACCGGCACCGAGCGCGUCCUGGACACUCCUCUUCCCGCCGCAUACAGUAUUUCCAUCGCCCAGAUUGCCUGGAUCUACGUCCUCGUGUUGCCCUUCCAGCUGUACGACUUUCUCGAAUGGGUGACCAUCCCAGCUUCCGUCGUUGCCGCCUACAUCAUUCUCGGACUCGCCUUCAUCGGCAGUGAAAUCGAAAACCCCUUCGGCCACGACGUCAACGAUCUUCCCCUCGACACCUACUGCCGCCAGCUCGCCGUCGAGCUUGACAUCAUCACCGCCAUGCCCCCGCCCAAGCUAGACGAGUUCGGCACGCGCGAGGACAACUUCGUGCUGUACCCUCUCAGCACAUCCGGAUACCCCGAGUGGAAGGACCGCUCGGUCGAAGAGAUUCGCGCCGCUCUGAGGGCAAAGGUAGUGGCCAACUACCCGUCCGCAGGGAUGUCGGACGCCUCGACAGUGAUAGGGAGUGUGCGAAGCAAGCAGUCUGUUUGA
Messenger RNA from Aspergillus tubingensis, 1431 nucleotides. RefSeq names its product UPF0187 domain membrane protein. Gene Ontology annotation, molecular function: chloride channel activity. The coding region runs from base 1 to 1431 and encodes 476 amino acids. NCBI's taxonomy places the organism in Eukaryota, Fungi, Ascomycota, Eurotiomycetes, Eurotiales, Aspergillaceae. The record is from RefSeq and is a predicted model, not a curated record. The transcript has 7 exons.